This is a messenger RNA of Onthophagus taurus, 997 nucleotides long. Its product is annotated as peptidoglycan-recognition protein SC2-like. Lineage: Eukaryota; Metazoa; Arthropoda; Insecta; Coleoptera; Scarabaeidae. The record is from RefSeq and is a predicted model, not a curated record. Gene Ontology annotation, biological process: peptidoglycan catabolic process; innate immune response. Gene Ontology annotation, molecular function: N-acetylmuramoyl-L-alanine amidase activity; peptidoglycan binding; zinc ion binding.
CGUGUUUUAAUUCAACUUUAAAGUUUACUAAACAAAACAAAAUAAUUUAAUUAUGCGUGUUCUUCCGAUAACACGAAAACCACAUACAUAAAACCACGAUAAGAUUUAUUGGUUUACAAGCGACGCAAAAAACGUGAAUUGAAUUAAAACCUAUUCAUUUGCGCGCAGCACUACACACAUACUCAUUUUUGGACAUAUAUUUUGCAAUAUUUUUGAUACAUUGAUACUGAUCGACAUUGGUAUUUUAAGAGGAUAUACUUUAAACAAAGAAACAUCGAUUAGAUCCAUAUCUAUAUCUUGUAUAUAAAAGGAGAUUCAAAUAUCUUAAAUCUGUUCAUCAAGAUGAAUACUGUAGCAGCGGUCGUUGUUUUCUUAGGAGUUCUCUCUUUGGCAGCUGGCCAAUCUUGUCCUAGAAUUGUAACUAGGGCAGAAUGGGGAGCUAGAGCCGCAAGUACAUCUGUUUUACCCACUUUCCCACCAACCCACGUUGUAAUCCAUCACACCGUUACCGGUGCUUGCACUACCAUUGCUGCUUGCUCUCAAAUUAUGAGAAGCAUGCAAAACCACCAUAUUGAUGGAAACGGUUGGGCUGAUAUUGGAUACAAUUUCGUUGUUGGUGGUGAUGGUAACGUUUACACUGGUAGAGGAUGGAACAGACAAGGAGCUCACACCGUUAACUUCAAUUCAAGAAGUAUUGGAAUUGCUUUCAUUGGAACCUUUACUUCCGGUAACCCAACCGCUGCCGCUCAAAACGCCGCUCAACAACUUAUCGCUUGCGGUGUCGCUCAAGGACAAAUUGCAAGGAAUUAUAGAUUGAUGGGACAUCGUCAAGGAGCUGCUACAGCUUGUCCAGGAAACACACUCUUCGCAACCAUUCAAAGAUGGCCCAACUGGACUUCUAACCCUUAAAUAUUUUGUAACACAAACCAUUUCUGAUAUUAUAUGAUUUAUUGACAAAUCUUAAAAAUUUGACGUUUAAUAAAAAAUUGUAAUGUUG